Trichobilharzia szidati is the source of this 322-nucleotide messenger RNA. NCBI's taxonomy places the organism in Eukaryota, Metazoa, Platyhelminthes, Trematoda, Strigeidida, Schistosomatidae. The record is from the annotation of a GenBank genome assembly.
UUUGGCGUUAUUUUGUGCAUAUAUUAUUUGGGCUGUCAUUUUCACACUCCGAAUUCCACUAGCAGUGGAUAUCAUAUUUGCAGUAAUAACGAAUAUCGCGGUGUCGAUCAUUUGUGGUUUGGAAGCAACUUGUCUUGAAUGGAAAUUGCGUUUGAUUUCACUUGUGUUGGCUACAGUGUUCGCCGUUUUAAUAUUUCUUCCAGCUAUAUUCACGAAGUCAUUCAUACUGUCAAACUUUGCGAUCCAAAUAAUCUGCUCAUCAUUAAUGGGAAUAAUUUUAUUCAUUCUUAUUAUUCUAUUAUGGAUUGGCUUUCAUUUUCAG